This is a messenger RNA of Grosmannia clavigera kw1407, 2616 nucleotides long. Its product is annotated as c6 zinc finger domain containing protein. Gene Ontology annotation, molecular function: DNA binding; DNA-binding transcription factor activity, RNA polymerase II-specific; zinc ion binding. Lineage: Eukaryota; Fungi; Ascomycota; Sordariomycetes; Ophiostomatales; Ophiostomataceae. The transcript has 2 exons. Gene Ontology annotation, cellular component: nucleus. Gene Ontology annotation, biological process: regulation of DNA-templated transcription; DNA-templated transcription. The coding region runs from base 1 to 2616 and encodes 871 amino acids. The record is from RefSeq and is a predicted model, not a curated record.
AUGACAUAUCUGGCCGACUAUACAUCGGUAUUCCGAGUUCGGCUCGGAAAUAAGGAUGGAACCGGAAUUGGUGGCAGCGGCAGCAGCAGUCAGAGAGGGGAUCAGCAAGCAGACCUAUCUGGCGUGAGCAGCUUGACGGGGGGACAAGGGUCGUCGUUGUUGACAGCACGGCGGGCGCAAGAACGGACGCGAGCGCGUCCAGUGGUGAGCUGUCACGCGUGUCGGACACGCAAGCAGAAGUGUGACCGUCUGCUGCCGUGCAGGACGUGCAGACGACGGGGUGAUGAGGCGCUGUGUCGGUACGACAGCGACAGGGUAGAAGGCGUGACAGACUGGCCGGCGUCGCAGUCGUCGGGAGGGGGAAGGAGUGACAGCAUCGGCGAGGUGGCAGCGGUGCGACAGGAGACGCAGGUGCAGCUGCAGAAGCUGGAGAUGCUCGUGAACGGCAUGGUGGCUCGAUCGGAGGCCGAGGACGGUAAGGGGGGUGGGAAGAGAGGCGGCAGCAGGAGGAGACGAACGAGCAACGCAGCCAGAGGCGUGGCGACAGAAGGGAGCUACGACCAGGAGCAGCGGGAGCCGAGAGAGCGAGAGGAGCAACAGCGACAGCGACAGAAAGAGGCACAGAAAGAUUUUGACCAACAUGACCAACAAAACCUCUUCCCGGUGACUGAUAUGACUGGCGAGAUGCCUGGGGCAACCAACUGGGCAACAGUGCUGGACAGCAUCCGGGAUAUCCAGAGCUACCUGGGCAACACGGGCUCGGACGAGAAGACGGACGAGGCACGAAUGGGACAGUCGCCCCGGGUGCAGCCACAGGUGGCGAUGCUGGAAGAGGCAGAGUCGGACAUUAUCUUUGCGACGACGACAGGGGGAAGAAGCGGGAGCGGACAGGGCGGACGAUUUACGGCAGCAUCAGCAGCAGGGGAGCUGCCGGGACGGCAGGAAUGCGACCGGCUGCUGACAGAGUACUUCCAGGCGCGCUUCAUGAGGCAGCCAUUUGUGCACGCAGGACACUUCCAACGGACGUACUCGCGUUUCUGGGCGACAGCGUCGGCGUCGGGAAUCUGCGGCGGGUCCCCAUUUCUGUGGCUCAGCAUGCUGGCAUCGACGCUGAGCAUUGCGGCAACGAUCACGGGGACGCGACAGGACAACUGGCUGCCCGAGAGAGAGAGGAGAGGAGGAUUGGGGGACGAGGAAGAGGAAGGCAGCAAUGCAGACCUGGCACUGGCGGCACGGCUGCGACGGCUGUCGACGCGCUGUCUUCUGGCGGGCGACUACCUGACAGCACAACCGCUAGUAGUGGAGGCGCUGCUACUCAACGCAUUGACACGGUUGGUGCAGCGUCGCGACGCCGACCCAGCGCUCUGGGGGACAUUUUGUGUGGCGACACGACUGGCGCAACGGAUGGGCUACCAGCAGGUGGACGGCGGCAGGGUCGGAGGCUGUGGCCGCAGUCUACUGACGCCAUUUGAGAAGGAGAUGCGGCGGCGGACAUGGUAUGUGGUCGAGGCCUACGACAUGCUCUACAGCUUCCAAUUCGGCAUGCCGGCCAUUGUGCACGAGGCCGACACAGCGACAGAUCUGCCACAUAACCUGCGCGACGACGACUUUGACGAGUUCUGCGCGGAACUGCCACCUGACCGGCCGGUAUCCGAUGCAUCCGUGGCCCUAUACCACGCCUUGAAGCUGCGGUACAUCCGGCUGUUGCGCCGUGUGGUCCGGCUGACGGGACGGGGGGGCGGCGAUGCUGAGUCAGCUGAGUCAGCAGACUCUCUGGACCGCCUGGCGGCCGAGCUGCACGCCGUCUACGGCAGCCUGCCGGCGCACCUGCAGAUGCCAUGCCGUAUUCGCGACUGUCCGUUCAGCGAUACGAGCCACGACGUCAUGAACCGGCUGGUGCUGGACCUGCUCUAUCACAAGGCCAUCUGCAUGCUCUUCCGACAGGCGUUGACGCGUGACAGCCGGACGGCCUCGCAGUCGACGCGCCAGCACCGCCGCUGCUGUCUGGUCUCGGCCCUGCGCAUCCUCGACUUGCACAUAGACUUUGAGAUGGAGACGCGGCCGGCGAGCACGGCACCAUGCGGAACCGGCCGGCUGGCCACUGACCGCCACAUGUUUGGCAGCGUGGCCCUGCAUGAUUUUCUGCUGGCUGCCACCAUCCUCUGUCUAGACCUGAUGGAGGGACAGGAGGACCAGGAGGAUGGGUCGGAAGUGCUUGCCAGUACACACUCCGAUAAUUCGCUAGAGCAGCGCGCCGACGACCGCGACGCCAAGCUGUCGGCCCUGCGCGGUGCCUUUGCCCUCUGGAACGACCGCCGGCUGACGUCACGUGACGCUGCUCAUGCUGCUCGUGUGCUGGGUGCCAUUGUGCGGAAGCUGGAGGAAGCUGACAGGCCAAAGGGCGCGUCUGCAACGACGUCUCCUACCACCCUCUCCCAUAUGCCAACACACAUGACAUACGACUGGGCCGACCCCGGACCUUUUGACGCGGUGCUCAAUGGCCCCUACAACCUGGACUGGUAUGCAAUCGACUCGUUUUUGCUGGACCGUCAGCCAGAAGCUGACGUGGGCAGCAUGUUGUGGUCGGCCGACCUGAUGGCGCUGGAGAACGAUUGA